Messenger RNA from Arabis nemorensis, 1266 nucleotides. NCBI's taxonomy places the organism in Eukaryota, Viridiplantae, Streptophyta, Magnoliopsida, Brassicales, Brassicaceae. The record is from the annotation of a GenBank genome assembly.
AUGGCGGAUUUGAUACCAUUUUAUCUCAAUAUUGUGGCAUUUCUAUGUACUGUUGGAGCCAUUGGUCUGGCUAUAUUUCAUAUCUACAGGCAUCUCUUGAAUUACACAGAACCAACUUAUCAGAGAUAUAUCGUACGCAUCGUCUUCAUGGUCCCGGUUUAUGCCUUCAUGUCAUUCUUGUCUCUUGUGCUACCCAGAAGCUCGAUAUAUUUUGAUUCCAUACGAGAAGUUUAUGAAGCAUGGGUCAUCUACAACUUCCUAUCACUGUGUUUGGCAUGGGUUGGAGGCCCAGGAGCAGUAGUGCUUAGUUUAAGCGGUCGCUCUCUAAAGCCGUCAUGGUCUCUCAUGACGUGUUGCUUUCCGCCACUAUCAUUGGACGGGCGUUUUAUUCGACGAUGCAAGCAAGGUUGUCUUCAGUUUGUAAUUCUAAAGCCUAUCCUAGUUGCUGUCACACUUGUGCUUUAUGCGAAAGGAAAAUACAAGGAUGGGAAUUUUAACCCUGAUCAAGCAUAUCUCUAUCUUACCAUCAUCUAUACCAUAUCCUACACAGUGGCAUUGUACGCACUUGUGCUGUUUUAUAUGGCAUGCAGAGAUCUGCUUCAGCCAUUCAAUCCAGUCCCAAAGUUUGUGAUCAUAAAGUCCGUUGUCUUUCUAACCUAUUGGCAGGGUGUUCUAGUUUUUCUUGCUGCAAAAUCUGGAUUCAUAAAGAGCGCAGAGCAAGCGGCCCAUUUUCAAAAUUUUAUAAUAUGUGUUGAGAUGCUUAUUGCUGCAGCAUGCCAUUUCUAUGCUUUUCCAUACAAGGAGUACGCUGGUGCCAAUGUUGGUGGAUCUGGCAGUUUUUCAGGGAGCCUAUCACAUGCUGUAAAACUAAAUGACUUCUACCAUGACACUGUUCACCAGUUUGCUCCUACUUAUCACGAUUAUGUACUUUAUAACCAUACUGAUGGUAGUGACGAGGGGACAAAGAAGUACCGUUCGAGAACUUUUGUACCAACUGGCCAAGAGAUGGAUGCAAUGAGAAAGAACAAAUCCGUGUAUGCGAACAAGAUAGAUGGUGUUUCGGUCGCCAGUAGUCUAUCUUCAGAGACGAGCUCACCAAAAAGCUCCAGUGUAACUUCUGAUCCUGCACGCUCUGAUGCUGUGAAAUCUUCCUUGCUUGUGGAUGCUUCGGAAUCUCUUGAUACAAUGUAUGAUAUGUCGCUCAUUGACAUCGAUUUAUCUAGUUUCCCCAGCACUGUCCCCUCAGCAAAUGAAAGCGGCCCCUAG